Molecule: messenger RNA, 1212 nt
Organism: Dissoconium aciculare CBS 342.82
Lineage: Eukaryota; Fungi; Ascomycota; Dothideomycetes; Mycosphaerellales; Dissoconiaceae
Exons: 2
Coding region: 55-1008 (317 amino acids)
Source: RefSeq, a predicted model, not a curated record
CACCCGGAUCGGUCACAUGAUAUUGCGCUUGGCGCAAUAGACAUCCACGCUGCAAUGGAGACGCCUGAAGACAAGCCAGCCUACUCAGUGCUGUACGAACAACGUACGUGGACAUGGGAUGAGUACAAGAGCAUUCACCUCGAAUUCCAUCCUAAUGGACGUGGCCGGGCCUGGUGGUACUGGGAGCACUCGUACACCCUCGUCGUUACGCUUGAUUGGAAAGUGACGGCUACCUCACAACUGGGUACAGAAGAGUCUUUAGUGCCAAACACGCAGGCACGCCUGCUCGGGAAGUUUGAUAUCACGAUCAAACUGAAUCGAGAACCAUGUGACGCAGGUCCACAGAGUGCACUCGACUGGCUCGACAGACACUUCAUGGCCCUCGCCUGGAAGCCGAAGCAAUUCCAGAUCAUAAUCGAGCAAGGCGUUUUCCGCUUGCCAUGUAAAGCCGGCAAGGAAAUCGAAGAUCUCCGGGAUAAAAGCGAGGCAGACCACCUCGCUCUAGACGAGUACAGGUCUCAUGGAUGGUCACGAUGGUUCAGACGAGAGGAAGAAGAAGCUUCUCGGCGACACCUCUAUGGUUAUCGUGUGAUAUUCGACAAAUCACCAUUUACCCCGCCAGAGGAGUGGGUGCGUCCAUAUCAUCCUUUGAUCACAGUCAAUUACCCAGAGUCAAAGGUCGAGUUUGUUGCGUAUGAAUUGCCAAAGUCAGAGCAAGAACGACCGGCAAUGAAUGAGGCAUGGCAGCGUGAAAUGGUGCGUUUGUGGGAAGCGCAGCCGCCGAGCAAACCCGUGUUCCAACAGGCGAUGCGGUGGAAAGAAGAGAGACGACAAAUAGAUAGCCCCGGGGAUAAAAAGAUGAGAGCGAUCAGGAAACGACUCAUGCAAAAGGCAGCUGAACAACAGGCGACGGUGAAUCAAGGUAGCGAAUCGACCGUCACGGAGGAAGCCAGAGCGGGAAUUAAGACCGACGCGGCCAGAGAGGAACGAACCCAGAAAGAGGAGUAGGUAUUUCAUAUAGUGGCACCGCUUCCUUGAUUAGCUCGCAAUUUCCAUCAACUCGGCAUUGAUCUUGUUUGCGUCAAGGACCCGCUCUACCUACAUUGAUUGCGUGUCUGUGCAAGGCACGGUUCCAGGAUCCCUAAGCACCUGCGAAGGAUUACCUGACUUUCUAGCUAUGUAACAUAUAGCAGGUUUCGUAUACUAGACGAC